Messenger RNA from Alnus glutinosa, 1070 nucleotides. Its product is annotated as protein TIFY 9. Gene Ontology annotation, cellular component: nucleus. The coding region runs from base 198 to 755 and encodes 185 amino acids. The record is from RefSeq and is a predicted model, not a curated record. The transcript is spliced from 6 exons. Gene Ontology annotation, biological process: response to wounding; regulation of defense response; regulation of jasmonic acid mediated signaling pathway. Lineage: Eukaryota; Viridiplantae; Streptophyta; Magnoliopsida; Fagales; Betulaceae.
ACACCUCGUGGAAGACGUGUGGCAUUUAGAGCUACAGGCGCUCCCUCUCUCUCUCUGUCGCUCUGUCAUUUCUUUCAAAUCUCAUGUCCCUCGUGACUAUCAUUUACGGCCUUUUAUAACGCUCUCAUUCGUUUCAAAUAUCACCCUUCCUCUUCAACCCAAAACCCAACUCAUUCAGCUCCGAAAAGACGAAGAAUAUGUCGAGGGCAACCGUUGUUGAGCUCGAUUUCUUCGGAAUGGAGAAAGAGAACUCUUCCAAAUCUCAGUUCCAGAAGUUUCUUGAUCGCCAGAGAAGCUUUCGAGGAAUGCAAAGCGCCAUUUCCAAGAUCAACCCUCAAGUUCUCAAAUCCGUGAUUGCCUCCGGUUCUGUGAACCACGGCUGCGAAAGCGGCAAUCCGAUUCCUUCAAAGAUUUCGAUUUCGGUGCCUUCGAGUCCGGCUUUACCUGUCUAUACUCCUCCUACACUCAGGCUUAUCCCAGAGAGCCUUUCAGAUACAGCACCUUUAACGAUAUUUUACAACGGGACCGUCUCGGUUUUCGAUGCGCCUCGAGACAAGGCGGAGAACAUUUUGAAGCUUGCUCUGGAAAGAACAUUCGAUUCGAUGAAACUUUCAGUUCCUUCAAGCGACCAACAACAGCUGCUCGAUACACUAAACGGGGAUCUACCAAUUGCGCGAAGAAAGUCGUUGCAAAGAUUCUUAGAGAAACGCAAAGAGAGGUUGACUUCGGUUUCGCCGUAUGCUUGUUGCACCUAAUACGCGUUUGACAGGAGAUGGCUAUAACACAAAUAGUUGUAAAAUGCUUAUGUCCUCCAAGGAUUUAAGCUUUAUUCUAGUAAAAGCUUUAUCCUCUUAAGACAGAUGGAGUGCCAAUAGAAAAGCUUGGUAGGGGACCACGGAGGUGGUUCACGUUUUUAGUAAUGACUAAUGGGUGUUGUAUGUCUUUGACAAUUCCGACUGGUGUUAUUAUUAUUAUUAUUCGCUGCCUCCUUCCUCUAGACCUUCGUAUGGUCGGCUAUCCAUGUGGGCUUUUGAAGCCAUUCGUUUAUUAUUUAUCAAGUUAUUUUAUUA